AUGCAAAGAUGGUACUUGAACAACAAUUCGAUGUGCUUGGAAAGUGGUUAUACUCCACGGAGCAAACAACGGAAAUCGUCUGACAGCCCUUGGGGAGCAGACGAACCUCAACGUUGUAUCCACUUUCCAGAGAAAUCAUUGACGCCAUCAGCUUACGUGGUAAGAGACAACUCCUCUGACGCCAGAAGAGCAGCAAAGCGGAAUAUGCCAACUCUUAAGCUUCAGCUCGAUUACGUUCUGACGAAGAACAUCCCUUUGUCAGAAAUCCGAAAAUAUAGAGCUGUCUGGGACGUCGCAUUCGAUUCCGACCACCGCCCAGUUUUGAAUGGACGUCAAAAGCGAAGGAGUUUGAAAAUUCAUGUGAGGACAAGCCGGCUUUCGCCCUGGUCGAUUUACGAUUUGUCAGGUGUUGAUAGUGAGAUGAUCAGGUUUAUUGUGAGGAGAGUGAUUGAAGUGUAG
This is a messenger RNA of Necator americanus (New World hookworm), 459 nucleotides long. RefSeq lists its product as uncharacterized. The transcript has a single exon. Bases 1 to 459 code for a protein of 152 amino acids. Lineage: Eukaryota; Metazoa; Nematoda; Chromadorea; Rhabditida; Ancylostomatidae. The record is from RefSeq and is a predicted model, not a curated record.